CGAUAUCGCCGUUUACGCCUCCUGGAGAUGAUCGCAGAAUACAAGUCUACACGUCGAGGUGAAAUGACUGGACGUGUGUUUCCUCCCUCCAUGAAGCGUUCCUUCGUCAUGAUGAGAGCUUAUUCUGGUAUCCAGACGACGAGAAAGAACAUUUGGAAGCACGAAAGCUCAGGUCGGAAAGGUCGGUACCAGGCGGAGGGCAUUGGCGGCCAGUACAAGGCAUCCCCUUAGGCAAGGGAGAGGCAUAUCCUGUCCGACCUCUUUCCACUGUACCUCCACGACUUCGAGACUGCUCAUCAUUCCGCAUGAGAAGAAACUCUCAAGAUCCCUUAGAAUUCGUACUGUGCAUACGGUUUUCGUCUGGGAUUGACUCGGAUGAAGAUUAUUUGAUUCUCCCAUAAAUACAUGGCCGUCAGUUAUCGGGUGCAUUGAGAUAGUCCUCGAGUACAUGCAAUGAAUCGAGACCUACCGCGCAGACAGCCAUUAAUGGCCUCAUACUCGCGUGACUUUCAGUUUCAGAAAUUGGGAGGAGCCGUUGCGUAGACUGUCCUAGGUCUU
Messenger RNA from Marchantia polymorpha subsp. ruderalis, 558 nucleotides. Lineage: Eukaryota; Viridiplantae; Streptophyta; Marchantiopsida; Marchantiales; Marchantiaceae. The record is from the annotation of a GenBank genome assembly.